GCUCCUGCUCUUGCUCCUGCUCCUGCCAAACUCCAGCGAGCCCCGCCAACGCACCUGCUACCAGCCACUGCUCGAAAGAGUUGUUAUGCGCAACCGCCACAAUGUCCAAUCUCUUGACUCAGCGACAGGCUGAAGAACUCCACAAGUCACUGAUUGCCUACCUCACCGCCGCCGGCUUGACAAACACUGCUCAAUCUCUCCGCGACGAGCUCGACAUUGGCGACGCUUUCGACGAUGCUACGCGAAAGAAGUACGAGGGUCUCCUCGAAAAGAAGUGGACUAGUGUUGUCCGAUUGCAAAAGAAGAUAAUGGACCUGGAGUCGCGCAACACGACUCUGCAGACCGAGCUCGACACCGCCACCCCUACCUCCCUGUCGCGUCGCAAUCAGGAUCCGGCCACAUGGCUACCACGAUCUCCCGCGCGCCAUACUCUCCAAUCCCAUCGUCAACCCGUCACAUGCGUCGCCUUCCAUCCCGUCUUCUCGUCACUGGCUUCAGGAUCAGAGGAUGCCACCAUCAAGAUCUGGGAUUGGGAGCUUGGUGAGCUCGAAAGGACAAUAAAAGGUCACACCAAGGGUGUUCUCGACAUCGACUACGGCGGUCCGCGCGGAGGCACCCUUCUGGCCAGCUGUAGUUCCGACCUGACCAUCAAGCUGUGGGAUCCAAGCGACGAAUACAAAAACAUCCGCACUCUACCCGGUCAUGAUCAUAGUGUGUCGGCGGUACGCUUCAUACCUUCGGGUGCUGCUGGCGCGCCAACAAGUGGAAACCUUUUGGCCAGUGCUAGUAGAGACAAGACCAUUAGGAUCUGGGACGUCACCACCGGAUACUGCGUCAAGACUAUUCGUGGACACGCUGAUUGGGUCCGCGAUGUUGCACCAAGCUUCGACGGACGUUGGCUUCUCUCUGUCGGAAACGACCAGACUGCACGCCUGUGGGACACACAGUCGGGCGAUGCUAAGGUCACUUUUGUUGGUCACGAACACGUAAUCGAGUGUUGCACAUUUGCUCCAGCGGCUGCAUAUCCGCACCUUGCGUCCAUGGCAGGCCUCAAGAAGGCUCCGCCAGCCACCAGCUCCGCCGAAUUCGUUGCCACAGCUGGGCGCGACAAGCUCAUCAAGCUGUGGGAUGCUCGAGGCACAUUGAUCAAAACACUUGUUGGCCACGACAACUGGGUGAGAGCUUUGCUGUUCCACCCUGGAGGAAAGUACCUCCUCAGUUGCGCCGACGACAAAACGAUACGCUGCUGGGACUUGUCGCAAGAAGGCAAAUGUGUCAAGACCAUCGAAGAUGCCCACGGACACUUCGUUAGCAGUAUGCGGUGGGCACCAGGCCAGAUCAAAGAUGCUGUUGCUGCCAACGGUGAUGCCAACGGCUCGAAACCAGGCGACGAGGCAGCGAAGAUCAGCAUCCGUUGCGUUAUUGCUACAGGCAGCGUCGACCUCAAUGUUCGGGUCUUCGCAUCAUAGACUCCAUUCAAGUCUCCGUCAAGAACAGGUGUAUGGCGUUAUCAUUUGCGGGUGCUACAACAGAGGAGUUUCAAAGGUGGUGUUUCUUCUGUACAUGGCAUUUUUCCUUCUGGCUCUCACAGCAAUCAGCAUGGACAGGGCGUAUCUU
Molecule: messenger RNA, 1617 nt
Organism: Aureobasidium subglaciale EXF-2481
Lineage: Eukaryota; Fungi; Ascomycota; Dothideomycetes; Dothideales; Saccotheciaceae
Exons: 3
Coding region: 102-1469 (455 amino acids)
Biological process (GO): microtubule organizing center organization; nuclear migration; vesicle transport along microtubule
Cellular component (GO): nuclear envelope; kinetochore; microtubule associated complex
Molecular function (GO): microtubule plus-end binding; dynein complex binding
Source: RefSeq, a predicted model, not a curated record